Molecule: messenger RNA, 2371 nt
Organism: Zeugodacus cucurbitae (melon fly)
Lineage: Eukaryota; Metazoa; Arthropoda; Insecta; Diptera; Tephritidae
Exons: 2
Coding region: 451-2139 (562 amino acids)
Source: RefSeq, a predicted model, not a curated record
GCUGGUUCACCUGAUUGCCUUUCUAUGCCAGCCAGUUUGCUUAUGUUUUCUUUUCUCUAUUGACGAAAAAUACACAAAAAGAAAAAAGAAAUUGGAGAAAUAAACGAAAUUGUGUAAUAAUUUGGCGAAUCGUACAUCCGUCGCUGGACUGGCUCGAGAUAAGCCAAGCGCACAUUAGCCGCAGCAAGCUCUGGUGCGUCGUCUAUGCACUCGUUUCAUGCACGGCCUUUCGGCGUUGGCACAAAUGAAAAUCAAGUAUAAAAUCAAAUGCAGUUUCGUGUUGAUGCACAUUCGCUUUGUUACACAAUCGGCGUCAAGGUCGCACUUGCAGCAAGUGGAAAUAUACGCAGACAUCAAGGAUAGUAAUCCCUUUGGGCACACACCAAAACCUGCCAUAAGAAUUAGGAUAAAGGAUAGUACCGUUCCAUUCGCACACAAAAGGAUUUGAAUAUGGCAACCACCGCUGGAGGCUGGCAGCCGCGGCAACUGCUACUUGCUGUGCUUGCAACAGCAACAUUAUUGUCAAUUGUCUGCGACGCUACCGCCGUACAUGUUACGUCGAAGGCCGAAGGGUAUGGGCGUACACCGGAAAUACACACUAGCCAUGCCCACAAAAACAUGGACCAUGUCUAUGCAAAUCAUGUGGGACAACAGCUGCAACAACAGCAACAGCAACCAACUCAGCAGCAUUAUUACGACUUUCAUUACGAACGAAAUAGCAGCAGCGACAGCAAUCAUAACGGCAUUGCUACACACACAGCCGACGAGACGGCGGAGUUAGAUGAAGAUAGAAAAACAACACGUCGCAGUUACAAUGGAUUUAGCGCUAGCGGAGGUGGCGGUGCGAGCGGAGCUGGUGCUGGUGCGCAUAAUGUCGGUGGCAGCAGUAGUUACAACUUUGGGGCAGCAAAGCUUAAUGGUCUCACAAAUCUCUCGGGUUUGCGGCACAUUAGUAGCGGUUUCGGCGGUAGCUGGAGCACGUCGGGACACGGAGGGUCUGGUGGUGCAUCAACCGCCACCGUUGUGGCAAAACAGCACAUACCAAUUUAUGAAGAACAGCAAGAAAAUGAUUAUGGCGCCGCCACAUUGGGUGCAUCCGGCGCAGCAGGACAUACUGCUCAGGAAAACAAUCAACACGGCGGUAGCAGCAGCAGCAGUAGCAAUAGCUGGAGCAAUAGUGGCAGCAGCAGCGGCUAUAAUUUGGGUAGCAGCUCUGGUAGCAAUGAUGCGCUUAGCACGGCGCUUUACAAUUUACACUCAGCUGGUACGCACAAUGGCUUCCUGCCUUCAGCCUUCGCUGGCAAAUACUCAUCAUCGGCAGCAGGCACCACAGCAUACGCAAGCGGCACACCUACGUACCAACAGCAUCAGCAGCAACGUCAACUGUUGCAACAGCCAAACGAUAAAAUCUCCGAUGGCAAUUUUCUGCAUCGUUACGAGCAAAAUUCCGGCGGUUACGAUGAACUUUCAACCUCCGCCACAUACGCACAUCAGCAGCAACACCGGCCCAUACCGAUACCAUCGGCAAUGCAGUACUUCAUGCCGCACGACAGUUACGGUCCCAUGCACACGGGCGCGGACUCGGCAACUUCUGCAGCAUCUGCAUCGGCUAUGGACGCGGAUAUCUCUUUUGCACACCAUCAUGGCGGAGGCGGCGGUGGUGGCGCGAGCCAUGCUGAUGAUGAAGAUGACGCGGGCGCAACUGGCUCCUCAUACGAUGAAUCCACUAAUUAUCUACCCGAACAACAUCACAUGGAUGGCGGUGGUGGAGGUGGCUCUUCAUCGCCACCCGAUGUCAUCAACUACAUUCCCUAUCCGGUGGUGAAGAAAGUGCACGUGCCUGUGCGUGAACCCGUUCAAAUACCAGUCUCGCAUGCGGUUAUCGUACCCGUCAGUAAGCCCGUGCCCAUACACAUACCCGUCACCAAGCAGGUGGCCGUACCUGUCCAAAAGGAGUUGAGAAUCCCUGUAGAGCGCGUGGUUCCAUAUCCGGUGGAAAAGCCUGUGGCAGUGCCCGUGGAGAAGCGUGUACCAUUUCAAGUGGUUAAAUAUGUACCAGUGAAAGUACCGCAUCCAUUCCCAGUCAAGGUGCCCGUUUUCAAAACCAUAUUGCACAAGGUAAAGGGUGGCUGGUGGUGAGCACGCUGUCCUUUGAGUGCAAUUAAUAAUCGGACUUAUUUGCGAGUAUGCACAAUUACCGUUAUACAUUCAUAAAUAUGUAUAAAUGAAUAUUAUACAUUAAUCGAUAAGACUGUUACUCAACAUGUUUAACUUAAGCAUAUACUAUACAUAUGUGUGGCUAUUUAAUUUAUAAGUAUUUAAAGUGUUUCGAACGAAAAUAAUUAUAUUUAUUAAACGAGCAUUACUCCCG